AGCGACGGAAGCCGCGCGGGACUCUGUGUUUAUUUAUUUUACGAGUUUAAUUUGUGAGUUUGUGAAAAUGGCGUUUAGUUCAGUGUGUUUUGUGUUUGGACAAAGAGAAAACGACACGAAAACCUCCAGACUCUCAGUCGUAUCGCAGCUGUUUGUUUAGAGCUAACGCGUUAGCCUCAGGUGAGAUAAACAGUGUGAACCAUGGCAGAGGCAGGGGCACAUCUGACCAGCCGUGCGGCCCAGGAGCAGCCCUCCAUCUUUGAGGUUCUGGCCCAGGAGUCUCUGAUGGAGGCAGUGAAACCUGCUCUGAGACAUGCAGUCAAGGUCCUGGCAGAAUCCAACCCCUCUCGAUACGGCGUCCUGUGGCGGUGCUUCGAUGAGCUCUACCUGCUCCUGGACAUCCUGCUGCAGAAACACUUCCUGUCCCACUGCAGCGCUUCCUUCUCAGAGAACUUCUACGGCCUGAAGAGGGUGUGUGGAGGCCAGCGGGGGCGGCUCGCUUUAAGCAGCAGGUCGUACUGGCGCUCCCUCCUCUUGCUGUGCCUCGUGCCGUACCUCCGAGCCAAACUGGAGGCCCUGUUGGCCAAGCAGCGAGAUGAGGAGGACUUCUCUAUUCGCCUGAGCCAGAGCCGUUUUCAGAGGAUGUACCGGGCCUUGGUGGCUGCGUAUCCCUACGUCAGCUCGGCCUGGCAGGCUCUGGUCUUCUGUCAGCAGCUGCUCUUUGUGUUUGGGGUGGCCAAGACGCACAGUCCUCUGCUGUGGUUGGCCCGGGUCAGACUGGCCAGGCUCAGCACACAGGACAUCAGGGACAUGGAGCUGAGAGAGGAGAAACCGAGAGAACCGGCGGGAGGGAGUCCUCUGCACAGAACGUGGCACUUGCUCUCCCAGGCCACCAGGGGGCUCGCCGUGUCCCUGUCCACCACCCUGUCCCUCGGCGUCUUUUUCCUGCAGUUUCUCGAGUGGUGGUACUCCUCAGAGAACCAGAGCACGGUGAAGACGCUGACGACUCUGCCCGCGCCUCCUCCCCCGCUCCACCUACAGCCGGCCAAUCAGAGCGCGGCAGAGUCUGACCGCUUCCUCCAAACGUGUCCACUGUGCCACCGACCACGCACCAACGCCACAGUCCUGUCCACGUCCGGCUUCGUGUUCUGUUACCCCUGUGUGUACGCCUACGUGAAGGCCCACCGCCGCUGUCCUGUGACGGGGUAUCCCAGCGAACUGCAGCAGCUCGUCAAGAUCUACUGCCCCGAGACCUAACGCCACAGGAUUUAUAAUAAACUAGAAUUAUGAGCAAUUCUUCACUCAGCGGAUGCACUUCAGAACAUUUAAUUGUCUUUAAAUUUGUAUGACUGAAAAUUACACAUUUGGUGAACAAACUUAUGUGCCAGAUAGAAUGUUUUUCCAAUUUUCUACAGAAAUAAACUUUAAAGCAUCAGUUUAUGCAGUUU
This is a messenger RNA of Periophthalmus magnuspinnatus, 1448 nucleotides long. It is a transcript of the gene pex12, whose product is annotated as peroxisomal biogenesis factor 12. Gene Ontology annotation, molecular function: ubiquitin-protein transferase activity; zinc ion binding; protein binding. Gene Ontology annotation, biological process: protein import into peroxisome matrix; protein monoubiquitination. NCBI's taxonomy places the organism in Eukaryota, Metazoa, Chordata, Actinopteri, Gobiiformes, Gobiidae. The coding region runs from base 202 to 1257 and encodes 351 amino acids. Gene Ontology annotation, cellular component: peroxisomal importomer complex; peroxisomal membrane. The transcript is spliced from 4 exons. The record is from RefSeq and is a predicted model, not a curated record.